This is a messenger RNA of Paramecium sonneborni, 2121 nucleotides long. Lineage: Eukaryota; Ciliophora; Oligohymenophorea; Peniculida; Parameciidae. The record is from the annotation of a GenBank genome assembly.
AUAAAAUGUCAGCAACUUAAACUUAACAUUUGAUUUUUGGGUCAACUUGGCCCUAAGAAAAUAUGAUUAUUAAGUACUGCUCUUAACAAUAGAGUUUUCAGAAAGUUCCAAUUGACAAUGGAUUAAAGGUAUAUAAAUUUUAAAUCAUUCAUAGAUCAAUAAUUGGUCAUGUGCUAUUCCUUACAAAGAUAAUGAAAUUCUAAUAACAGGAGGAUUGGGAAACACAAAUAAAAUAAUAUCAAAUGAUGUUUAUAUAUUUAAUACAUAAACUAAUAAGGUAAGAAUUGUAACGCAUUUUAGUUAACCCAAUUUAGUUAAUUCACUCAAUGUAGAUAUGUUCAUUAGUGUCUAUAUCAUAAUGAAAAAAUAUAUGUAUUGGGGGGAAGACAAUAUGGUCCAGAUUUUGAAAGUGUUCUAUCACAUUGUGAAGUCUAUGAUGGAGGAGUAUGGAAGGUAUUUUUAUUUAAAUAAUUUAAGACUAUCUCACCAAUGACAAAGAGGCGAUCCAAUUUUGGAGUGUUUUUGAACAAUGAUCAAAUUUAUUGCAUCGGAGGAUUUGAUGGAAAGAAAAAUACUAAGUCUAUUGAAUAUUAUGAUGAAACCAAAAAUAUAUGGAUAAGGAGUAAAAUAAGAAUGCCUAGAGGUUUGGCAGGAUUUCAUUUGAUUCCUUUAGAAAAUUAAAAAAUAAUGAUAGUUGGAGGAAUGACUUUAUAAGGACCAUCUUAAGCAUGCUUACUUUUGAAUCUUAAAAGUAAUUAGUUUAUAUAUAUGAUCUUUAGAUAAUACAUGUGUUUCUUAUUCAUAAUUGAAUUAGAUUCGUUCGCUAUUUCAUAUGUUUCGGGAUGAAUUUGGUAAUUAUAUAGUAUAUGGUGGAAUGAAUAAAUAAAAUACUUUUGAAUUAUUCAAUAGUGAAAAUAAGAUUUGGGAAGAGUUUUUAAUAAAUGUAGACGAAAAUGUUCAAGAAUUGUUGAAUUAGAAUUUAAGAGGAAUGUCAUCUGUAUAAUAGAUAUGUAGAUUGGAAGAGUUUCAAUAAUAAACAAUGUAACAGAAAUAAGAUUAUAACUUAUAACCUGAUGAUGUUGUAUUUAUGUUUGGGAAUGAUGAAUACCCAUUUAUUUUACCGAUUCCAAAAUAUAGAACAGACAAUUUAUAAGCAUUGGAAGUACCCACAUAAUUGUGUUUAUAUUCAUACAUGAGUGUAUGUUCAAUAGAUGCAGAAUUACCAAAUUGUAGAUAGAUUUUAUUAGGAGGUGGGAUAGAUUCUAAGAUUUCAUAAAUAAAUAAGAAGGCAUAUUUGGUAACUAUAAUAUUUCCAGAGAUGAAGGUAAAGAUUAAGAAAGUGGGUAAACUAAGUUAUCAUAGAUAUGCAGCUGCAUGUGUUUAUAAUGCUCCAUAUGUUUAUUUUAUAGGAGGAAGAGGAUAUUAGAAUGAUAUAUUAUCAUUACAUAGUACAGUAGAGAGAUUCAAUAUAGAUGAAGAGGAAUGGGAUUAGAUAGCUCCAUUGAAUGAACCAAAAUGUUCUAUGACUGCUAAUGUAAUAGGAGAGAAGAUUUAUGUAUUUGGAGGAUAUAUUGGAGAAGGUAUAUAAUAAUUAAUAUAUAUAUUUUAGGAUAAAUUUCGCAUAAGAUUGAAUGUUACAAUGAAUAAUCAUAAGAAUGGGAUGUAUUAAAUAUAGAAUUGCCAUUCUCAUUAGAAGGAUUAUCAUCAAUAGUCAUAGAUGAUUAAGAUUUAUUUAUUUUUGGAGGUAAAGGAUUUGAUGGUAGUAAGAAAGAAAUUAUAAGAUUUAAUUAGGAUGAUUUAGAAUCUAAUUAAAAUGUAUCAGGGUAUGUAUUAUAUAUAGAUAAUUUAAUAGACAAAUAGUUGGAACUCUACAACAUUCUAGAUCAUUACCAAAACCAAUUUUAUUAGAUGAUAACAAUGUUUUAAUAAUUGGUGGUUAUUUUUUUGACAAUCCAAAUAUUAAUUUUGGAGAGGUGUUUAAUCUCAACAAUCCUGAAGAUUAAAAUAAUGAAUAUGCUAAUGAAAUAGAACUUACUAUAUUAUAGAUGGGAGCUCAUGAAUCUAUAAACUUGUUCAGCAUAACUAAUUGAAACUAUUAAAUAUAUAUAUAUAUUAAUUUUA